Molecule: messenger RNA, 429 nt
Organism: Cajanus cajan (pigeon pea)
Lineage: Eukaryota; Viridiplantae; Streptophyta; Magnoliopsida; Fabales; Fabaceae
Product: short chain aldehyde dehydrogenase 1
Molecular function (GO): oxidoreductase activity
Source: RefSeq, a predicted model, not a curated record
AUGAUCCCGGCGAAGAGUGGGGUGAUUCUUUUCACUUCGAGCAUUGCCUCGAUCCUGGGGGGCGAGACGACGCACGCUUACGCGACUUCGAAGCACGCGGUGGUGGGGCUGAUGAAGAACCUGUGCGUGGAACUGGGGGAGCAUGGGAUCAGAGUGAAUUGCGUUUGUCCAGGUGGCGUUCCCACUCCGAUGCUGAACAAGGCGCUGAAGAUGAACAAGAAGGAGACGCAGGAAGGGUUGCGCAAGAUUGAGGUGUUGAAAGGGAGUGUUCUUGAGGUGGAAGACACAGCGCGUGCGUCGCUUUAUUUGUGCAGCGACGAGGCCCAGUUCGUGAGUGGAGUUAACUUGGUGUUGGACGAGGGUUACAGCACUACCAAUACACCCACUAAAAAUCUUUUUUAUUACUCCUUUGUAACCUAUGCAUCGUGA